Molecule: messenger RNA, 513 nt
Organism: Meira miltonrushii
Lineage: Eukaryota; Fungi; Basidiomycota; Exobasidiomycetes; Exobasidiales; Brachybasidiaceae
Exons: 1
Cellular component (GO): nucleus
Source: RefSeq, a predicted model, not a curated record
UCACAGCGAGCUAGCUUGGAGCUUCACGGAAAUAUUCAGGACAUGGCCGUUGGAUGGAGUCAUGAUGAAUGGAGAUCACGCAGAAGACUUGUUCAGUUCUGGCGCAAACAAGAGGGUACAACGAUUCAUGCUAUCUGCAAGCCAAUCCUACCAGAGGAGUACAUCCAAAACAGCGUUGUGGUAAGCUGUAUCUUUUGGGACGUGACAAAUGAAUGCUACAUAACUUCGGUUGAUGUGAUUUACUUGUUGGAAGCUCUUGUGGCCAGCCGAUUCAAUGUUGAGGAGAAGAAUCGUAUCCGCAGAAAUUUGGAAGGUCUCAAACCAAAGACUAUCAGCAAAAUUGCCAAGAGUGGAGAUGAUAAAUUGAACAAAAUCCAUGAAGAAUUCUUCAAAUUGGUCAUGAGUUUCCCCAAUCCUAAACCAAGACAUAUCGAAAAGGAUAUCAAGAUUUUCCCAUGGCGUGUUUUGGCAUCUGCAUUGAAUAAGAUUAUUUCUAAGUACAGUGCUGCUCCU